AUGAUGUACGGAUCGGAGACUUGGGCAGCACCAUCUACAGUGGUGAAGAGGCUUGAUUGCACGGAACGAAGGCUGCUUAGGCUACUUGGCUACUUUUGGCCUAGGGUAUACCACAAUGAAGAUCUUUACGCAGAAAUUGAUGUGGUAUACCGGCGGAUGACACGUGGAAGAUAUGAACAUCUUGCACCGCCAUCGAAAGUGGCUGAAGUAAAUCGUCUUCGUUUCUUUGGUCAUAUAUUAAAGAGACUGGCAGAUCGCCUUGUUAAACGAAGGAGGAGUUUGUCGUGUUCGAGGUAA
Necator americanus (New World hookworm) is the source of this 297-nucleotide messenger RNA. RefSeq lists its product as uncharacterized. The record is from RefSeq and is a predicted model, not a curated record. The transcript has a single exon. NCBI's taxonomy places the organism in Eukaryota, Metazoa, Nematoda, Chromadorea, Rhabditida, Ancylostomatidae. The coding region runs from base 1 to 297 and encodes 98 amino acids.